Paraphaeosphaeria sporulosa is the source of this 1178-nucleotide messenger RNA. Its product is annotated as ribosomal protein S8. The transcript has a single exon. Gene Ontology annotation, cellular component: mitochondrion; ribosome. NCBI's taxonomy places the organism in Eukaryota, Fungi, Ascomycota, Dothideomycetes, Pleosporales, Didymosphaeriaceae. Gene Ontology annotation, biological process: translation. Gene Ontology annotation, molecular function: structural constituent of ribosome. The record is from RefSeq and is a predicted model, not a curated record. Bases 361 to 960 code for a protein of 199 amino acids.
GCCGUAUGCUAUUUUGAUCGUGCUCUACGCGCCCUCUUGCGUGGGGUCAGCGCCAACGCGCGCCCAGCAGCUCCAGCGGCUUUUCCCAUGUGAGGCCUGGUCCAAGCUUCGCUGCCGAUCCACUGCAAGGCUGGCGGACCUCCGCGCCCGACAAAUUUGGCCGCGACGAGCAGACACACGACGACACGCCCGCCAUCGACACCUCGCUGCGCAUUGGGGCCCCGACGACCCUGCAUCGCCUGCCACACGCCGUUGCAUCGCGCUUUGCUACCUACCAUCCGCACGACCGCGCCCCCGCGCCUGCCCCUUGAGGGCUUAAAUUCUCCACCCCGGCUCUGCGAUUGAGACUUCAUCGUCACAAUGUCCCUCGUCAACCUGGCACACGUGUGCUCGCACCUCCAGAAUGCCUCCAAGGCCCGACUAGGUCUCACGUCGAUACCCGUGUCCAAGAUGCACGUCAACCUGAUGCUCGGUCUCCAACGCGAGGGGUUCAUCUCCAGCGUGACCCUCGGCGGCACCACGCCGCCUACUCCCUUCCUGCUACAGGACCAACUCGACCCGGAAGAGCACGAAGAUAUGGCGCAGAAACUGGCUGCCGAGCCAUGGGCUGCUUACCCGUCGCCCAAGCGGGCAGGUGAGCCUCUGCUGGGUGGACGCGAAGUAUCGUACAAUGUGAAGGUCCCGCAAAAUCCGGCGCGUCGAAGGCUGUGGCUGGGCUUGAAGUAUUGGAACAACGAGCCUGUGCUCAAGACCAUGAAGCUGAUCAGCAAGCCUACGAGACGGAUAUGGCUGACGAGCGAGGACCUGGGCCGGAUCACAAGGACAAGGGAGUCGGCAUACGUGAAGGGCUUGACCCAUCCGGGAGAGUGCAUGUUUCUGAGCACGGACCGAGGCAUAUUGGAGGCACGAGAGUGUGUAGAGCGGAAAUUGGGUGGCCAGCCACUGUGCAGAGUGUACUAGAGGCCGAGGUUAGGAAUCAAGAGGAGGAGACAGGAGACGGCAGGGGCAUCACAACGUUCACACCUGUACAAGUCAGUUUAUUUGGCUCGGAGGAACAUAUCAAGGUUGCGACAUUCGACAUGUAUUGUAUGCAGAGUCUGUGGAAGUAGACGGUCUCUCCACAUGUACAGUAUGUAUGAUAAACUUUUACAUUUGGCAUCUAGCCAGCAAUUGGCCAA